AUGGCCGCCUUCGUGCGAGUGUCGGGCCCGCCGAAUGGUAACUUUCUGAUCGGCUACCCAGGUAUAUCAGCGACAAUGAAGCCACGUAUCGAAGGCAAGGUCGAGAUCAGGCCCAGCGUCGGCAUUACCGCUCCCGUCAAUGUGUCCCUGGUCACCAUAUCCCUCCAUCGCCGCGAGACAAUACAUCCCUCCGCCGAUUCCGUGACUAAGAAACACCUCGCUCCCCCUCGAAAAGAGAUCACCGAUAUUGUGGGCAAGGAGAUGCUCCUCUUCCGCUGCCCGGCCGGCCGAGAAUAUGAGGAAGUGAUAUCGAUGGACUUGCCAUUUGUCCUUUUCAUUCCAUUUGGGCGCGGUGGACCGGAUGCUUCGCGGAGGGUUCCUCCAGCCAGUCUGCAACUUCCUAGUCGCACUGCGGAAACGUUCUACGAAAUAGUUGUCAUGGUUCAACAAGGACACUCGGACCAGAGGAAAUAUACAUUUCCGGUUCCUAUCUCACGAUACGAUACUCUCUCCACGUUCGGAAUGUACAAUCGCCCCGAGACGGCGGAAAGGGUCUCGGAUCACCUAGUCACCUUGGGCAUAUCGUUGCCACGGUGGUCUUAUGGCCCUCUUGACCCUGUGAGCGUUUACGUCAAACUGUCGCCCAACCUCGACUGGAUUGGGAAAGCCAGGAAAGUUACCAUAAGCAAAAUAACCAUUGCUAUUGAUGAGGAGAUAAUUUACAACCAUGAGGGCGAUGAGCCACAGCGGAAAGUGAGAACCUUGACGAAGAGAACGGAAGCAAUUGGGGUAAAACUACCUCCAUCGGGGUUCUUGACGAAUCUCGGCCUGGUUUUCCCGGCCAAAGAUCUGCGGGAUUCGAAAGGAGUUCUCCCAAGAGGGGACGCGGCUUUCCCGACCUAUGCAGUGAGCGGGUUUACGACUACUGCGAGCCUUUAUAAGAUCGAAUACUAUUUAACAGUAAAGGCCCACUUGACGUCUGCAAGGGAUAUUGUCAUCCGACAACCGAUAGUUGUCUGUCCACUGGAUCAUGCGGGCUGCAAAGAGGAGAUGGAAGCUAUUGAACAGGCUGCUCGGGAAGCGGUCCAUAUAAAUCCAGAUAACCCCAUGCUACCCCUUCCUUCUAUUGUGCGACCUAGCGACCCCAAUGCUCUCCGUCACCUGGGGGUGGCUAUUGUCGGUAAUCAAAAGAAGCCUCUAAUAGACUGAGCCACAUCAAAUCCUCACCAUCAUGAAACUAAGGGACACCAGACUCGCUCGGUCACGGGGUGUUUGCCCCAUCUUUGAUGCGCGCGGUUAUAGCCUGACUACGUUGUUUAAUCCUUUCACAUUCGGCAUGCUUGCUGCGGACGCAAAAAGCGUCAUUACGUCUUACGAAUGCAUGGGCCACGGAGUUUUCUUGUUGCAUGGUUUUCCUGGUAGCCAUUUCUUUCCAUCUUCUCUUGGCCGGAGCAAAACUGGGUGUUUGGGUUGACUUUGCUUCACAUCUAGGAAGGGCUGGGGGAGAGGUUCCAUUUUGGUUCUGUGCGCGUGCUUUCCCAUGCAUCUUCUAGCUGUGUAUGCUCAAUAUAAUAUGUAAGAUCUACCUGUUGAGGCUUGAUUUUGGAUGCGAAGGAUGGGGGAACUAUGGCAACUAGAUUUGAUUUCAACGAUAUAGGAUAUUGGACAGAUAGAUAUUCUCAUCAGCAUGAUUCAAGACUUUUC
Molecule: messenger RNA, 1704 nt
Organism: Aspergillus ibericus CBS 121593
Lineage: Eukaryota; Fungi; Ascomycota; Eurotiomycetes; Eurotiales; Aspergillaceae
Product: arrestin C-terminal domain-containing protein
Exons: 3
Coding region: 1-1209 (402 amino acids)
Biological process (GO): division septum assembly
Cellular component (GO): division septum
Source: RefSeq, a predicted model, not a curated record